CUUUUGCCAGCCUUCACCUGCCAUCUAUAGAUCAUUUUUUUGGGGGCCAUUGCCAUUGGUCAUAGUUUUUAGGGAUUGAUUCCCCUAAAUGGAAAAGGCAUGUCCAUCAAACUAAUAACUUCCAGUCAGAUUUUUGAUAUAUUUACCCUAUAAUUUAACUUAAAAAAUUGAAAUUUUACUGAACAGGAAAGUCUGUACUACUUCUUAAAUUUGAAAUUAACAGUAGUAGGAUAUCAUAUUGUUAACCAAAUAGCAUUGGGUGUGCUGAUCUAUUUAUUAACUUAUUCAUUUUUCUGAAUUAUCCAAGUGCCCUCACUACAAUACUUGGGUUUCUUUUAGAGAAUAUUAAAUUUUUUCUGACAACUGUCUUUAAUGUGUAACAUGUAUUUCUUUUUUUAAAUGGAAGUGAAUUAAUCUCCAGGUGCACUCAAAUUGCAUGCAGCAGCAACCAUUAUUCUAGAACAAGCCUUUUACAAGGCAAACAGCCUUUUAUGAAAUUUUCUUUCUUUCUUUAAGUUAUGUUAUGAAUGUAAUCAAUUUUAAUCAAGGCAUAUUUCAAAGAGAAAUUGCUUGCGCCACCUUCCAUGGAUUUAAUUUUUAGUUGGAUGUAGCAAAAUCACUGGAUUUUGGUGGUUAAGAGCCUUUUCUCGAGGAAAUAUGUAGGUUAUGGCACUGAACUUAUACCAUGGUUCAAUUCAGCAUUCUAGCGGAAGAAGGCGAACUUGUCUGAGUCAUAAAGGAGCUAUGGCAUGGGACCACGGAGUUUGAACUACAUGCAGUUUCCGGAUCCAAAGAAGAUGCAGAUUAAUUUGACUGGAUUUCUUAACGGAAAGAAUGCUCGACUUUUUAUGCAAGAACUUUGGGAUCUACUUCUGUCAGCUCAAGAUUCUGUAACCGGCAUUCCAAGUCAGUUCCUUGAACAGAAAAAAGAAGAAAUUAAAAAACGCAUGGAAGAACAAGAAAAGUUGCAUGAAACACUUGCCAAGAAAUUGGAAAAGGAAAAGGAGGAAAAGAAAGACAGGAAAAGAGAGCGCAGCCGUAGCCGAAGUCGAGAGAAGAAGAGGAGCAGAUCUCGUGAACGUCACCGAGAGAAAGAAAAGGAGAAAGAUAAGGACAAGGAUAAAGACAAGGAUAAGAAGGAAAAAGAACGUCGUAAAGACAAGGACAAGGACAAAGAUAAAUCUAAAGAGGGUGACACUAAGGAUGUGGAAAAUGACAAGACUAAGGAGAAUGACCAGGAUGAAAAGAAAGAGUCAGCCACUCCAUCUACCACAGAGACAUCCACAGAAACAGCUCAAAGCAAUGGUGAUGCGGAUCAGAGUAAAUCAUCAAAAGAUGAUGCAGAGCAGACUACAGGCAAUGGAGAUGCCACUGCAACAACUAGUGCCACUAACACCACCACCACCACCACUGCCGCCACCACCACCCGCCCAGGAAGAUGGGAUAGUACUGAAGUUGUCAUAAAAAAAGAGCCAAAGGAUGAUGAAGAGGAACAAUCCAAGGACAAAAGAUCCCGCUCUCGAAGUUCAUCUGCAUCCUCUCGUUCAUCACGCAAAGACAAAGAGACUUCUUCUAAGAAAGAACGACGUUCAUCACGGUCUACUAGCUACAGCUCUGAUGAUUCCCGUAAAGGAAAGCAUUCAGGGAAAGAUGCAGACUUUGAAAUCCGGAAAAAGGAGGAUAGUGUACAAAAGAAAAGGCAUUACCGCUCAAACAAUAGAGACUCUUCAGGUUCUGAUUCAGAUAGGGGCCGUUCGUCUCGUAAAGAACAUCGAGGCAGAUCUGGUUCUCCUCAAAGAUCCCGACGCAGGGAUGACGAUAGAGAUAGGGAUAGGGACAGGGAAAGGGAUCGGCGGGACCGAGACCGAGACCGUGAGAGGGAACGGGAACGUGAAAGAGAGAGAGACCGCCGGCGUCGUUCCAUGGAGCGGGAGAGGGAACGGGAAAGGGAGCGAGAAAGGGCAAGAAGAGAGCGAGAGCGGGAGAGGGACAGAGAAAGGGACCGCGAUCGAGAAAGGGAGAGAAUGAGACUGUCUGGCAGGAGAAGGAGUCCAGGAAGGAGGAGUCCCAGACGUAGUAGUCCAUACAGAUCAGGCUCUCGGAGAAGUCCUCGGCGAGACAGCCCUCGCCGUUCACCACGGCGCAGCCCAAGACGUAGCAGUCCCAGGCGUAGCCCGCGUAGAACGGAUAGCCCUCGCCACAGAAGUGCAUCAAAGCACUCUCCAUCACCUCGAAGAAGCAUAUCCGAUUCUAGGCAAGCAGCAUCACGCCCACAAGAUAGCAAGAAAAGAAAGCAAUCUGUAUCACCUAGCCCUAACAAUGCAGAUAAGAAACCACCUGUGGAGGAUUCUCGCAGUCAGUCAAGAACACCAUCUCCAAACAAAAGAGAUAAAGAAAACAAAGAAGCCAAAAAUAAACGGAGAUCAAAGUCCUCUGAUUCAGGUGACGAAAGUCCUGCUGUAAAUACAUCGCCAACCAAAAAAUCUCAAGAGCGGACAAGUUCACGAUCAAAAUCACCUGACCAACCAAAAACUACUAGGCGUUCAAGGUCUAAGUCGCACUCCCGCUCUCGCUCAAGAGAUUCCUCUCAUUCUAGAUCAGGAUCAGAUUCUAGGGCACAAACAAAGAAAUCUGAUACUGCUCCUGUCAAGGCUGAUUCUGCAAUUGAGCAGAAAGAUGAAAAGAAAGAAAAAGGCUUAACCUCUGCAUCUGAAACUACUCCCAGUAGCAAGCCAGGUCGGAAGAAAAGUGAAUCUCGAUCUCCUUCACCUAAACGAAAGAAAUUGGACAGUUCUAAGGAAGAGAUUCAUUCAUCUGACUCUGAAAAUUCUCAAGAUGAAAAGAAGGAUAAAAAGAAAGUCAAAGAAUCAAGUCCAGAUGUUACUGAAAAGUCCAAGAAGAAAAGGAAAAAGAAGAAGAAGGUUGGCUCAAGCAGUGAAUCGGAAGAGAGUGAUGCAGAAGCAAGUGGUAAAAAGAAGAAGAAGGAAAAGAAACAUAAAAAGCACAAGAAACACAAAAAGACUAAAAAGGCUAAAAAGCAAAAAUCUGAUGCUAGUGAUGAGUCCGCUGAGAGUGAGAAUGAAAGGGGGGAGUCAUUGGAAAGGCGGUUAAGAGAGCGUGCACUUAAAUCAAUGAAAAGAGAGGAAAACAGUGAAACUGCAAAUGAUACCUAAGGAAAAAAUUCAAUACCUAUCUUGCAUGGCAAUACUUUUCUGCCAUUUUGAGUGUGGAAUUUAUAUUACAUUAUUGUAAACCUUCUUGGUUUAGAUGUAUCUCUUCCAUAAUUCACACUGACUGUAAUUUUUAAAAUUAAUCAUACCCACCAUUAUGAUAUAGAUAGACCACUGUUCAUUAUUUUUUGGGUGUGUAUUUCAAGGGGUGACAUUCAGUGUUGUACCUCCAUGUGUUUUAUGGAGUGACUGUGAGCUCUGUGCAUUGCACUCAUGCUUGCUUUUAUGUAAGUGUGAUUAUGUGAAGUGUAGAUCAAUUUGCUAUUAUUGCCCAUUAACUUAGCAUGUUUGUACCAAGAGGUGUGAAAUGACUAAAGGGAAUAUCAAUAACUUCAUUGAGUUAUUUUCUCAUACAUUUCAUUAAAUUGUUUCAGUUGUUGUGUAGCACUCAAUAAUUUAUGUGGUUGUUUUUGCAACAGGAAAGGUGUUAAAAUUGUUUUUAUGUUUCUCAACAAACUUUUCCCCAUAUGUCAUUACUUGAAUUACAUACGACCUAGAAGGGUCACAAAAACUGUGAUUUUUGGCAAAAAGUCUUUCUUUGAAAGGGGAUCAAAGGCAUUUUUGACAAAUUUGUUUGAAGUGUGUUGUGUAUUAAUGCCAUUUUUUCAUGCGGACAAUUUGUUUCUGACAUUAUUUGAUGCUCUUUGUAGGUGUUAAAUAAGUGUACCUUUGUAGUCAGAUAAGAAUAUAAUGUAAAAAUAGGUGUCAAGAACAAUUGUGUUUAAUUGUUUCUUUACAUGCAAUAUUUGAAGUAUGAAAUUCCAUAAACUGUUCCAAUCAAAGUGAACCAUAUUGUAUGGUUUUCCAUGUAAGAAAUUAAAUCUAGGCGGAUUUGUCAUCAUAACUCCCCUCCACUCAAAUCAGCGCCAGAACUAAAAUUAAGGACUACUCUUGUAUGCGCUGGCUACCAUAACAAGAAUGUUAAAUAAAUCCUGGAAGCACUA
This is a messenger RNA of Frankliniella occidentalis (western flower thrips), 4174 nucleotides long. RefSeq names its product serine/arginine repetitive matrix protein 1 (gene Srrm1). Gene Ontology annotation, biological process: regulation of mRNA splicing, via spliceosome; mRNA processing. The record is from RefSeq and is a predicted model, not a curated record. The transcript has 15 exons. Gene Ontology annotation, molecular function: RNA binding. Gene Ontology annotation, cellular component: spliceosomal complex. Lineage: Eukaryota; Metazoa; Arthropoda; Insecta; Thysanoptera; Thripidae. The coding region runs from base 750 to 3173 and encodes 807 amino acids.